UCAUUUACCAUUUUCGCUCCAAAUUGAAAUACUCUAAAACUACAAGGGCCAACUUGACUUUUUAUUCUUUAACUCCACCCUACCAUCGCCGCCGGGUGAAUUCCGUUUACCGGAAUCACACCUCUCCUCCGCCAUUAACAAUGGCUUCCUCAGCUUUCAUGUCAAUCAAAAGGACCAAAAUAACCUUUUCUCUGAACUCAUUCUCCAUCACAAAAUCUACCCUUUUCUCCACACUAAUCAAGAAACAUCACCAAAUUUUCUCACCUCAAAUUACUUCUCCACCAGUGCCAAAAAAACUUCCUUUUACAGUUUCUGCACAUGGGGUUACGUGGAAUGAUCCUUACCAUUGGAUGCGCAAAACCAACGACCCUGAUUUUAUCAACUAUCUUCAGCAAGAAAAUUUAUAUGCUCAGUCUCUCAUGAAGGAUACUGAGGAAAUACAAAAGGGUUUGUUUUCUGAGAUGAUUAGUAGAAUGCCUUCCAAGAUUUCUACUCCACCUGAAUUAUGGGGUCCUUGGUUAUACUACCAGUACAUUCCAGAAGGGAAGGAGUAUCCAGUAUUAUGUAGGAAACUGGCUGCUGAGAGCAAAGGUUGGAUGAAGACUGUAUCAAGUUAUGUGAUUGGCGUUUCUGGGAAGGAACAAAUACUACUUGACUGGAAUGAAAUUGCGGAAAGAUAUGGAUAUGUGCAUGUGGGUACGUGUCGAGUGUCUCCAGACCACAAUUAUCUUACUUACACAAUUGAUAUUACUGGUAGUGAGCAAUUUGUGCUUCAGAUUAAGGACCUCCGAAAUGACUGCAUACUGCCAACCCUGGGAGUUGAAGGGGUUGUUAGCGUGGAAUGGGCUCAAGAUUCUUGUACUUUCUUCUAUACAUUAUCUGACCAGAAUCAACGCCCUUACAGGGUACAUUGCGUAAAACUGGGAUCAGAUUCUGUUCAUAAUGUCCCAUUGUUUGUAGAAAAUGAUUCCAGUUUCUGUGUGGAUAUAGCAAGUACAAAAGACGGAAAGUUUAUUACUGUGAAUUCUAAUUCAAGAACUUCAUCUGAGGUUUAUGUCAUCAAUGCAACCAAUUUGCAGACUGGAAUUCAAAGAUUUUGUAAGCGUGUGUCUGGUGUACAAUACUUUCUUGAACAUCAUCAUGGCUUUUUCUAUGUUCUCACAAAUUCUCGUAAUGUUGGUGAGGAAUCACCUUCGAGUGGAAAGUAUUAUUUGGCUAGAUGCCCUGUCGAGAACUUACAGUCUACCUGUUUGGAGAAUAUUAUAGAACCCAGCGGGGACAUUUUCAUCCAAGAUAUGGACAUGUUUAAUGAACAUCUGGUGCUUUUUCUCAACAAAGAGGGUUCCUCAUCGAUAUGCUCUGUUGAUAUGGAAACGAUCAUCAAUUGUGAGGAACAAAUGAAGAUUGAUGAACUUAACCCAUGGUUCUUUCCUCUUCCCUCUGAUAUGUGUGCAAUAACUCCAGGGUCAAAUCAUGAUUUCACACGAUCUGUAUACCGCGCUGUUGUUUCUUCCCCAGUGAUGCCUGAUGUUAUUGUUGACUAUGAUAUGUCAAGAAGAACGUUCUCUGUCAUUCAGCAAGAAGAAGUAAUUAACGUUUCCCACAAUACAAAGUACCACUCAAACAAUGGAGAGAGAAGCAGAAAUGAGUUUUUGGGCGCCCCUUUACAGAAGGACCACAACAUUCAGAAUAAUGAAGUACAAAGAUGGAGCGACUUUGCUGAAAUUUAUUCCUGUCAAGAAAAAGAAGUGAUAUCGCAUGAUGGUGAAAGGAUUCCUAUAACUAUUCUAUUCUCUCGUAAAGCACAUAAGAAGGGUCAGUCUCCUGGGCUUCUACAUGGAUAUGGAGCAUAUGGAGAAGUGCUAGAUAAGAGCUGGUGUGUCGACCGCCUGAGCUUACUUGAUCGUGGUUGGCUGAUUGCAUUUGCUGAUGUAAGGGGUGGUGGUGGUCCAGAUCCUUCGUGGCACAAAUCUGGGAGUGGAAUGAGCAAAUUGAACUCUGUAAGUGAUUUCAUAGCAUGUGGCAAGUAUCUUGUCAGUGAGGGUUAUGUUCAUCAACAUCGGCUGGGAGCUGUUAGUGUAAGUGCAGGAAGUCUUCUUGUCGCGGCAGCAAUUAACAUGCACCCUGAACUUUUUCAAGCUGCAAUUCUGAAGGUUCCUUUUCUUGAUGUGUGCAGUAGCUUGCUGGAUCCCACCUUGCCUCUCACUGUUUUAGAUUAUGAAGAAUUCGGAAAUCCUCAACUACAGGCUCACUUUGAAUAUAUUUUGAAGUAUUCUCCAUAUGACAAUAUUCCUGAAGGAGUUUGUUGUCCACCGAUGCUUGUGAAAGCGUCAUUGAACGACUCCAGAGUUGGCGUUUGGGAAGCUGCAAAAUGGGUGGCCAAGAUACGAGAUAAAACGUGCACGAGGUGUUCUUCUUCAGUCAUACUGCAGACAAACAUGAGCGGAGGACAUUUUGGUGAAGGUGGUCGUUUUGGACAAUGUGAGGAAGCAGCUCAUGAAUACGCUUUUCUGAUGAAAGUCCUCGGGGAAUCUUGAUCUAAAAUGCAGCUUCUGGAUUUUGAUGAUGGAGGGUUGUUCUAGUGCUGUUCUCCGAGACUAGCUGGAAAAUAUUCAUCAGCUUAAGCUCUGCAUUAACCAAAUGCACCCGGAAUCUGCUCGUGGUACUUGGAACUUCCUGUUGUUGCAGAAUAGCGCGACUCAUGAGAGGAAGAGCUGGAGACACCAGAGGUCGACUGCUGUCAUGGUUGAGCUCAACAUUAUCUGACUUAUAGGUCACGAGUUCAAGCUGUGGAAUCAGCCACUGAUAGUAAGUGCCUACAUUACACAACCCAACGAGGCUCUCCCUAUAGGACCCUAUGUAAAUGCAGGAUGUUUCGUAUACUGGGAUGCCCUUUCUUAUACGCAAGAUAAAUUUCCAGAAUAAGAGUGUUAAAGUGACCCCAAUUGCUUGUAAGCUUAGCAUCCCAGACUAAUUGUCAGGUUUUAUCAGUGGAUUGAAGUAUUCCUUUUUGUUAUAAAACUAGUGGUCUUAUGAAUUUUUAAGUUACUAUGUAUAAUAUUGACGUGAAUUUAACUAGAGAA
Messenger RNA from Solanum dulcamara, 3083 nucleotides. RefSeq lists its product as uncharacterized. The record is from RefSeq and is a predicted model, not a curated record. Gene Ontology annotation, biological process: proteolysis. Lineage: Eukaryota; Viridiplantae; Streptophyta; Magnoliopsida; Solanales; Solanaceae. Gene Ontology annotation, molecular function: serine-type endopeptidase activity. Bases 141 to 2537 code for a protein of 798 amino acids. The transcript has 12 exons.